UGCAGUCCUUGAUUGAUUGAGUGGUUUGUGUUGCAGAGAGCUCUAGGAGGUCAAACUACACGCUCCCUUGUACUGCUAGCAAGAGCUGACUUCUACUGAUAGUCUAGCUGAUACUGUGACUUCAAUUAGACAAUGGCAGUGGGGCUUGGUUUUUACAUUGGAUUUGUACUACUUUGGUCAAAGUCAUUCAGAGCAGACAGCAUCAACGAGGCUCCAGAAGGUGUCAUACAGACGGAGUGCCGGGAUCGAUUCCUAUGGUUGUCCGUAGACAAGGCCUUCGCUGGAGCCACUCCGAAGCUACAAGCAGUGGAUAAGCAUGGCUUUCAUCCUGUGGAUGACAACCAGGCGGUAACGUGUGGAUAUACCAUCAGCAACGUCAACAUGAACAGCCGUCUUACCCUCAGAGCAUCCUACUUCUCCUGUUACACACAGAAUCAGGACGACGAGUCGUUUCGAUUCCUGUUCAAUGUCAUCGUGGCUGAUGGGGAGGACAGAGAGACAAAGUACAGGGUGAAAAAGACCUGCAAGCUGCCCUUAGCCUGGUCCAGCAGGGAGAUCAUCUGUGAGGAGACAUACAUGGAGGUCACUGUGGAAAAGCACAUGUCCUGCACAGCCAGUGAGAGUAUGUCCAUGGAGUCCUGGAACACAGCCUUAAGUAUGGCUCGCUUGACUGCCAGUUCCACCUGGCAGGUGAUGUUCAUGGGGGAUGAGGACACUAUGGAGUCUAUGUCCUUCACUGAUGCCCUUGAUCAGGGAUAUAGGCUGGACACCAGCCCCACCAGGGUGGUGUUCCGCACCACCUACAGGCAGCCUCACUCACAGACUGUUCUGGUUGAUGGAGUUGCCACAGAGGUCAUCAAUGCCACUGUGUACUACAGGCAGAAAUGGGUGGUUAUAAUGCUUGACCUGUCGGCAGCCUGCACAAUCAACCCUGUCACUUUUGACGGGGAGCAGCUGCACUGGUCUAUUCCACGUGUCAUGACUCCACUGGUGCAGGACCCUUCCUCAUUUACAAGCAGCCAGAUACGAAUGGGCAUCGACGGCCAGCUCCUGGAGGAGACCGCCUGGAGAUCCCGAGGCUUCGACUUGGAGGAAACGGGGCCGAUUAUAAACAUCAGCGUUCCCUUUGGAGCUCAAGGCGGGUACAGAAAGAGCUUUGUGCUGGACAAUACCUACCACGAAAUCUACACGAUUUUCAUGUUUUAUGAGCAUGUGUUCUCACGGGUGUAUGCUGACGGUACUGACGACGAAACCAGACACAGGAUGAUGAGGCUCCUGGAGACUCCCAUGGUCUGCCAAAACCCAUUUACCGUAGACGAGACGGUCCUUGAUGAGCACAGAUUUACUGUGAUGCUGGGGCACUUCCCCUCGGACAUUGAGCUGGUGUCCAUGAAGAUCAAUGGCGUCUUCCUGACCAUUCCUGAGGCUUUUCAGCAAGGCUACUCUGUGAUGACCCUCUCCAAUAUGAAUCGCACCCAUGGCUAUGUUCUCGAGGUUCCCUUUGAUGACCCCUUAGUGCAUCGGGCUUAUUUAGGUGAAGGACUACUGCUGUAUUCUCUGAACAUCAACUACACUCUGCAUGUUCUCCCACAAGAAGAGCCGUUCUAUCACCUGGCCUCAGUUGUGGCACAAUUCCACAAUGCCUUUCCUCCUGACAUCACUGCCACCUGCAGAGAGAGCGGCAUCAUUUUCUACAUUGGCAAGCCCACUCUGGACCACCUAUGGGAGGUUGGCGUGGGACACGAACUACUGACACCAGAACUGGCAAAGCGACGGGGCUACAUCCUGACAAAUGAUGCACAGGGCUUGAUCCUAGAAGUGCCCAUUUUUACCUAUGGCUACACUUAUGAGAACAUUACCCUGAAGCACUUUGUUGGCGUCUUCAAAAUAACAGCAAGAGAUUCAAAAACUUUGAAUAUUCAGAGUGUUGCAACAAAAUACUGUAGUUUCCAAACAGUUGAGCUGCUUGUGUGUUCAACAGAUGGAAUCAUGACUAUUGUAACCAAGACAACCACCACCUGGCCCAAAGUCCUGACAAGACAGAUAACUUUGAGGGACAAAACCUGCCAACCACAAGAGGCUCAUGAUGCCAGGAUCAUGUUCUCAUUCGCCUUAAACACAUGCGGAACUAAAUCCAUGGUUGGAGAUUCUUACUUGGUCUACGAAAAUGAGAUCAUAUCUGCCAAGCAGUACAUUCCAAAGGACAACCCAAUCAUCACAAGGGACUCUAAAUUCAGACUCACUGUGCAGUGCUUCUAUCCACUGACUUCUGUGAGGAGUCGUUUUGCAGGGGGAAUGUUUCUGUCCAAUGAGCCUGGCUUUGGUUCAAUUAAUAUGAAAAAGAAUCCUUCAGCAAAUGCAGAAGGGAAUGGAGUUGGCUGUGGUCAAAAGUAUUCUGCCCAUUCCGAAAGCCCCGGUACUGUUUUUGAGUCUACAAAUGACAUAACUAGCACAGAGCCUCUCCCUCAUGCCGGUAUUCAACCAGCCAGCAAUUUUCUUCCAAUACCAACAUGGCCGCUCUUUCGGAGUGGUGACCGGCACUCUGAACAUGGCUCACUGUCCGGUGGCUUGGAUACAUUAGCGAAGGAGAACAACAAGGGAACUAACCCUGGGAUUUGGACUGACACAAUCCACAGUGCCUACGAGGCACCACCUGAUCAGCUACCUGCUCAACAGCAUUCUUCCAACAAAGGUCGAUCUCCUGCUAGUACUAGCCUAGACCGAGCGCCAUGGAAAGAGAGCACUCCCAUCUAUCAUCGGUACAAAUCUGUCCAAAAUACCAGCACAGACAGUAAUGGUAAAGCUUUGAAUAGAGAAUUUGUCUCAAGUACUGGGCCUAGCAUUUUACGUAGUAUUUACAAGGAGAAAGAUAUUUCUCAUGAUGUUGUGAAAUCCCAUCCUCAUGUCACCCUUGUUAACAAUCCAGCUUCAGACUAUAGUACAAUUGAGACCCACCCCCCAUCUAGAUCAAAUUCUCUUAAUCCUGCCAGCACCAUUGGUAGCAGUGUAAGUGAGGAAAAAAACACUAUAAACCUGGGACACGCCAUCAACAAGAUGACUGGACCUGUUCAAAAUGAUUCAUGGACAAGCACUAUGAAAUCUGACCACUCAUCUGAGUCACACAUUGAAGGCCUUAGUAACCCUUCAACUGGCCAACAUUUGAAUGCUCAAACUUCAAGCAAGCAUGGCUCUACUUCAGUGAGCAAUGUUGAUGAGAUCCUUACUAGAGAUAAGCAAAGUAGCAAGAGGGAUGCACAGGACGGCAGUGGUGUCCCUGACAAUGAGUCCCUAUUAGGUCGUAGUAGGCCUGAAUUGUUAGAGGCAGAUGGCAUUAUUCAAAAUGCUCCGAGAAACGUCCGAGACUUUCGAUUAGCUUCACGUCAUUUUCUAAAUGCCAUGAGUUCUAAAGUCAGGCACAUGCUUCAGAAUUUUGAUCCCAGACAGUUUGCUCCUACUCCAGACAACGCAUCACUUCAAUAUCACAAUUACAAUGAUGAAAAUGUCCAGGAAACUACAAACCUAUCCUUGACACAUCAUGCAGAAAGACCCAAGACUCGAGCUCAAAUUUAAAACUGUUAACUUGCAUCAUGUCUUGGCUAAGCAAGGCCAAGAUGAUCAACUAACUCCAAAAAGGACAAAGCUUGCGACAACAGACCACCAACCAUCACCUGGCUAUAGAGACAAUCAAGUAAAGUAGGUGUAAACUUUUUAAAAAGGCUUUCAAAGGGACGUAGCUGCAAGUGGCCAUCCCAAACCUAGACCACUAAAACCAGCACGAAGCUCAAGACACCAUCAGUACCCAAAGGCAAUAUGGACCUAGUGUGCAUAAAGGCAUUGUGAAAGCAGAGAAGGAUGCACUCACCAUCAGCUGAGACGAACUGCCCGACAGCUGACGAACCGCCACCGCUGUUUUCCACGAACUGGACCUCAGACACGAUGAUGUUGUCCUCCAGCA
Messenger RNA from Alosa alosa (allis shad), 3955 nucleotides. RefSeq lists its product as uncharacterized. The record is from RefSeq and is a predicted model, not a curated record. NCBI's taxonomy places the organism in Eukaryota, Metazoa, Chordata, Actinopteri, Clupeiformes, Clupeidae. The coding region runs from base 133 to 3570 and encodes 1145 amino acids. The transcript has 19 exons.